Molecule: messenger RNA, 615 nt
Organism: Microthlaspi erraticum
Lineage: Eukaryota; Viridiplantae; Streptophyta; Magnoliopsida; Brassicales; Brassicaceae
Source: the annotation of a GenBank genome assembly
AUGGGUGCGUACAAGUACGUGUCGGAGCUAUGGAGGAAGAAGCAGUCGGAUGUGAUGAGGUUUCUCCAGAGGGUUAGGUGCUGGGAGUAUCGCCAGCAGCCUUCCAUUGUUCGUCUUGUUCGUCCCACACGUCCCGACAAAGCCCGUCGUCUCGGCUACAAGGCCAAGCAGGGGUUUGUUGUGUACCGUGUCCGUGUGAGACGUGGUGGUCGAAAGAGGCCUGUUUCCAAGGGUAUUGUCUAUGGUAAGCCCACUAACCAGGGAGUGACGCAGCUCAAAUUCCAGCGCAGUAAGAGAUCUGUUGCUGAGGAGCGUGCUGGUCGCAAGUUGGGUGGCCUUAGGGUCGUCAACUCCUACUGGCUCAACGAGGAUUCUACCUACAAGUACUACGAGAUUAUCCUUGUGGACCCUGCACACAAUGCCGUCCGAAAUGAUCCAAGGAUCAACUGGAUCUGCAACCCAGUGCACAAGCACAGAGAGCUCAGAGGACUCACCUCCGAAGGAAAGAAGAAUCGUGGUCUUCGUGGAAAGGGUCACCGCAACCACAAGAACAGACCUUCUCGCAGGGCUACCUGGAAGAGCAACAACACUCUCUCUCUCCGUCGUUACCGUUGA